AUGGAUUUUCGAACUGGAAGAAGUCUGAAAAAUAGUAUGACUCAUAUCGACAAGGCGAUUGUACUAGCAUCUGCAAAAAUGAUUGGAAAUGCAAGGCAAAGGCUUAAAGUUACAAUUGAUUCCAUCAAGUGGUUAACAUUCCAAGCUUGUGCUUUUAGAGGCCAUGAUGAAUCUCCAGGAUCCAUAAAUCAGGGUAAUUUCCUUGAACUGAUAAAGUCAUUGGCUUUGUAUAACAAGGAGGUGAAUGAGGUUGUCCUACAAAAUGCUCCACGCAAUGCUAAGUACACAUCUGGAGAGGUACAACAAGAAAUUCUUCAGUUACUAUCUUGUAGAGUGCAGAAAAAUAUUAUAGAAGAAAUUGGUACUAGCAAGUUCUGUAUAAUGGUGGACGAAACUCGAGAUGAAUCCAAAAAAGAGCAGAUGGCAUUGGUCAUUCGAUUUGUUAACAAGGAAGGGUUUAUAAAGGAGCGGUUCCUUGAUGUUAUUCAUGUAAAAGACACAGUUGCAUCGACUCUGAAGGAUGCAAUUUGUGCUGUCCUUGUUGAUAAUAAUCUGAAUGUGCAAGAUAUCAGAGGACAAGGAUACAACGGGGCAAGCAACAUGAGAGGGGAAUGGAAUGGACUGAAGGCUCUUAUUCUGAACGAGUGCCCUUAUGCAUAUUAUGUCCAUUGCAUGGCUCAUCAGUUACAGUUGGCUCUUGUUGCAGCAUCAAGAGAAGUGCCUGAUGUGCACAAUUUUUUUCAGCAUGCAAAUUUCAUCAUAAAUGUGGUUCGUGCGUCGUCUAAACGCAAUGAUGAGUUACUUGCAAAACAAGCUAUUGAGAUUGCACGUGAAAUUGAAUUGGGAGAGCUUGAUAGAGGCAAAGGGGCAAAUCAAAUAGGCUUUUUACAGAGACCAGGGUACACUAGAUGGAGCUCUCACUUCAAGUCAAUUCACAGCUUGCGAAAGAUGUUUGUGCUACAAUUGCAGUCCUAA
Brachypodium distachyon (stiff brome) is the source of this 975-nucleotide messenger RNA. Its product is annotated as zinc finger MYM-type protein 1-like. The record is from RefSeq and is a predicted model, not a curated record. The transcript has 3 exons. The coding region runs from base 1 to 975 and encodes 324 amino acids. NCBI's taxonomy places the organism in Eukaryota, Viridiplantae, Streptophyta, Magnoliopsida, Poales, Poaceae.